AUGGAGGCCCAAUCCAUUUACGCAUUUUAUUCCGAUUUAAGUCAAUUCAAGAUCAAUUUACAAAGUGAAUCUAGUAAAAUUUUCAAUCUUAUAGCUAAUUUACAAAUGAAAUCAGUCAAUAUUAAAAAUGAAUUACGUAAAUUAGUUGAAACAAACCCAAAUCAAAUAGACAAGAUUAAAUCUUAUGAAGAUUAUCUUAGUUUAACAAUUGACCUACCUUUACUUUUUGGAUUUAUAAUAGUCGAAAAAAGAAGACAAUUCGAAUGGUUUGAUUUUUAUUCAAAAGGUGUAAUUAAUAAAUUAACUGAACAAUUGACAUUAAUAAUUGAACAUGAAAAAUUGUUUAGAAAUCUAUGGUUAAAGAAGUUUAAUAAUUUUUUGACAUUAUUAGAUCAGCCAAUAAAUACAAUAUUACCGAAUAUCGAUUUAACUUUAAUUGGAAAUAAUAAAAUUGAGUUGUUGGAAGGUAUGUUUAUUGAAAGAUCAGAUAUUGAAACUUAUAUUGGAAUGUUGGAAAAAUAUCAACAAGAUAAAUCCAAAAAUUUUUCAGAAUUGGUUAAUAAAAAUUAUCAUGAUUUAAUUAAAUCUACCAAUAAUAUGAAAAUUUUAACUAAAAGAGUAAGUUCAUUAAGUGUAAUAAAUUCAAAUAAUGAUUUAGAACAAAGUACAGCCACUACAAAUCAAGAUAUUUCAAUAAUUUCAAAUUUACAAAAACAUAUAAAUAGAUUGGAAUAUUUAUUACAUCAACAAGAGAUGAAGAAAUUAUCAAGUUGGCCACCAACAUUAAAAAUGGAUAAUGAUCCAACUAAAUUAUUACAAAAAAAUACAGUGAUAAAUAAUAGAACUGUUUCUGCAUCUUCACAAUCUCAAGUUUUAGAUACUUCAGUGAUUGAUAAACAUUUGGAUAAUAUAAAAUUAAAAAAAGAGAAUAAUGAAAGUAAGAAAGAAUUAGAAGAUUUGAAAAUUAGACAGGAACAAGAGAUUAAAAAUCAUGAGAAUAAAAAUAAAGAAUUAAAGGAUAAGAAUGAACAGUUGCAAUCUCAAAAUGAGAAAAUGAAAAUAGAAAAUGACUCAACUAUAAAUGAAAUUAAUGAUUUAAAAACUUCAAAUGAAGAAUUACAAUCGACUAUAAACUCAAAAGAUGACGAAAUUGCGAAGUUGAAAGAAGAACUCGAAUCAUUAAAGGAAUUGAAAUCUAAAGAUGAAACAACGAUCUCACAAUUGACAACUGAAAAGUCAAAUCUUAUAAAAACAAAUAACGACCUUCAAACAAAUUUAGAUACUUUGGAAUUAAAAAUAACAUCCACUGAAUCUCAACAUCUCAAUGAGUUUUGUCUUAUAUUGGAAUGUAUGGGAUUAUUAUUAGUCAAAGAAGAAGGUGAUGAAACAACAUUCAAGAUUAAAAGAGUUAAAGGUUUGAAAAAGGAUAAGAAAUCAAAACGCAAUGGUUAUAGUGAUGAAAAUAUUGAGUCUGAUUUAAAUCAAUCUAAGGCAUUAAUUGAUUUAAACAUAUUUGGAGGAUAUAAUAAUAUACCAGAUGAAAUUAAACAACAAGGAUUUUUCUAUAAUGCAAUAAAUAAAAGAUUUCAAGAAGUUGAACAAUUUGCCAGAGAGAAUGCUAAAGAAAAUAAGAAAUUAAAAGAUUUAGUAGAUAGACUUUAA
Insectozyma verbasci is the source of this 1662-nucleotide messenger RNA. The record is from the annotation of a GenBank genome assembly. NCBI's taxonomy places the organism in Eukaryota, Fungi, Ascomycota, Pichiomycetes, Serinales, Debaryomycetaceae.